Molecule: messenger RNA, 2459 nt
Organism: Nothobranchius furzeri (turquoise killifish)
Lineage: Eukaryota; Metazoa; Chordata; Actinopteri; Cyprinodontiformes; Nothobranchiidae
Product: serotonin N-acetyltransferase
Biological process (GO): circadian rhythm; response to light stimulus
Cellular component (GO): cytoplasm
Molecular function (GO): aralkylamine N-acetyltransferase activity
Source: RefSeq, a predicted model, not a curated record
GUGUGUGUGUGUGUGUGUGUUCUCCCACAGAGGGGAUAAGGUAGGUGUUGAAUGUAGUUAUAGAAACUACUCCUUUAAUCCUUCAUCACGUGACUCAUAGUAAUGAUGAAGACAGCAGCAGAGCUGCUCACCCUGUCAGUUCGUCCAUCUUCAGGUUGAUCCUCUCUCUCUCUCUCUCUGGUAAGUCUCCUCGUGCAGCCUGUUGCUUUUGGAACAGAAACGCCUUCCCUCUUCGUGUCUGAAGCCUGCGGACGUGUUAGAGGAUUAAUUACAGCGCAGCUGUUCAAACUUUUGCCACAAAGCUUCUAUAAAUAAACCCAGCUGCUGGUCUGAUCUGUAAUUGAUGUCCAUUUGUCGAGUUUAGUAUCCGGAUUAAUUGCAGGGCUCCGCAAACAGACGGUUACCACUUUGAUUCAUUCUUUCCAUCAAAUAUUCAAAUGCAAAUGAGCGGGUGAAUCAGUCCCAGGAGAGCUGCUCCAUAAAUACGCACGCGGCUCCGUGCAUCCUGUUCUCCUCGCAGGAUCCGCGGAGGUGAUCCUGCUCAGCGGGGAGGGGGUAGACCAGGACGCGGGAGAAGCUGCACACUUCUGGGCGGAGAGAAGAGUUUCCGUCGUAUGAUGUCUGUGGUGGGCGCACAGGCUCUCAUCAAACCAAUGCAGACUUCACCAUCGGUUUCGCCCGGAAUCCAGCGGAGACACACGCUGCCCGCUAGCGAGGUGCGGCCGCUCAACACGCAAGAUGCCAUCAGCGUCUUUGAGAUCGAAAGGGAGGCUUUUAUCUCAGUGUCAGGUGAGUGUCCUCUCCACCUGGACGAAGUGCGUCACUUCCUCACGUUGUGUCCGGAGCUGUCCAUGGGCUGGUUCGAGGAGGGGCGGCUGGUGGCUUUCAUCAUCGGGUCCUUGUGGGACCAGGACAGGCUCGCCACAGAAGCGCUGACACUCCACAAGCCACGUGGCUCUACCGUGCACAUCCAUGUCCUGGCGGUCCAUCGCACCUUCAGGCAACAGGGGAAGGGCCCCAUCUUGAUGUGGCGCUACCUGCAGUAUCUCCGCUGCCUGCCCAACGUGCGCCGAGCCGUGCUCAUGUGCGAGGACUUCCUCAUCCCCUUCUACCGCAAAUCAGGCUUCAAGGUGCUGGGCCGCUGCGCCGUCACCGUGGCCAACCUCACCUUCACGGAGAUGUGGUAUCCAAUCAGCGGCCACGCCUACAUGCGCCGCAACAGCGAGGCCAUCCGCUUCCCGCAGCAUCCAUUGACCCUGCCUCUGGCAAAGACUGACGAGCAAGUUGACUUAUGACUCUUAUCUCAGUGAAGCAGUGGCGCCCCCCUUAGUGAGAGUUAGGGGGGCCCCCACGGCGAGGCCCCCACAUCUCCCUCACUGGGGGCCCUUCUUGAUCAGACAGUCUCAUGUGCAAAAUAAUAUUAAUGAAUGAAAGAGAGGAGAAGACAGCUUCAGUGAGCUGCAAGAUUCAUUUAUUUAAGCGUAACGUAAUUUUUUUCUGUUUUUAAGUCACAAACAAGUCUGUAAAAUAAGCAAAGAAGUAGGUUUACAUUAAAACAUGGGGAGCUGAUUGUCAACAAUAAAAAUGAUUUCUCUUUGGCCACAUUUAGCCUCAAAUUAUAUAAUUAAUAAGAAAUUCAUAGAGUAAAAAAUUAGUUAAAUGUAAGUUUUUAAAAUUUUCAAAUCUGUUAUUUUGCUAAUUAUUUAGUUUGAACUUAGUUAGAUUAAUAACUAGAUUCUAGCAUUUAUGUAAAACUUUUAUAUGUUUGAGGUUUUUUUUUAUUUUUACUUUUAAUAUUAUUAUAUGACAGUGGGAUUUUUUUUGUACAAAUACGGCUAAAACUAAUUUUAGGAGCUAAAUUUGAGCUACACUUUAUUAAAUCUCAUAGUUUUUUAGUGUUUGCUUUACAGUCAGCUUCGUAUUCCCUCAUUGCAGUAUUUUGUAAUUAAACUCCUAAACUUCUGUUGUUGUUUCUUGUGUUCGAGUGGCCCCCAUCCGGCCACCCCAGUCCGCCCCCUUUUGAGAACCCCCUGGAGGCACCCCUGCACCAGUAACUGUGUGAAAUGUUCUGUUAAAUAAACAGGAAAAUCCUGCAAGUGUUUGUUGUAAGUAAAUAAGUGAUGUGUUGAACUGUAGGGUUACAAGUUGCUGGGUAAGCGAUUUCCUGCUUAACACCUCUCAGUACUUCCCACACAUCAGCUGAGGUCAGUCAUCAGGCUUUAGCCGCUCAGUUACAGCUCGUCCCGCUCUGUCAUGGGAGCUUUAGCGGACGUGAACGUCUGAGGAUUUAGAUCGACUCAUCACAUAGCUCUAGGAUCUAUUGGUCUGACUUAAUUUUGAGUGGAUGCUGCAAAUUAUGGGAUGCAUUUUCGGUUGUAAAGUUGUGGUUCUGUUUUUAUUUCUGUUGCAGUGACACCGUGUCAUUAAAAUGUUUGAUACAGUUUUUAAAGAUAAAAUGC